Messenger RNA from Fusarium falciforme, 282 nucleotides. Its product is annotated as Guanine nucleotide-binding protein subunit gamma. Gene Ontology annotation, cellular component: heterotrimeric G-protein complex. Gene Ontology annotation, molecular function: G-protein beta-subunit binding. Gene Ontology annotation, biological process: G protein-coupled receptor signaling pathway. The record is from RefSeq and is a predicted model, not a curated record. The transcript is spliced from 2 exons. The coding region runs from base 1 to 282 and encodes 93 amino acids. NCBI's taxonomy places the organism in Eukaryota, Fungi, Ascomycota, Sordariomycetes, Hypocreales, Nectriaceae.
AUGCCUCAGUACACUUCGCGAGAUGUCGGCGACCCUACGCAGAUCAAGAAGAACAAGCAGUCGAUGGCCGACCUCAAGCUACGCCGGCUAACCGAGCUCAACAACCGUCUGCGCGAGGAUCUUGAGCGAGAACGCAUUCCCGUCAGCACGGCGUCCAAGAGCAUUAUCGCCUACUGCAACGGCACCCGGGACUACAUGGUCCCCUCGGUCUGGGGCGCUGUCCCCAAGGGCGAGGACCCCUACGCGCCACAACAAUCCGGUGGCUGCUGUGUGGUCAUGUAA